AUGGUAACAGAGGCCGAAACCCAUCCGGAGCGCAAGGACAAGAUCCAGGAAAAGGACGCCGGCGUCCGCGGUCGAGCAGCCUCAUCUCCCAGGGUGAAGCGCAUGGCUAGCAUUCCUGAAGAACCAAUUGAGAUGUUGCCUCGACCUCGAGUUGAAGUGGAGGUACAAGAAAUCGUGAUCGAAAGCGAAUUCGAACUCGAACCCAAAGAUGAUCCACCAUGUAUGGAUGGUUGUGAACUACAGGUACAAGAACAUUCUGAGCAUGUACUGGAAUACGUCAACAAGAUACGUGAAGCUAUCAUGUUACAAGGGCUUCGGGUACAACGAGAAGAGGAGACAUGGAAGGAGAUUGUCGAGUGUGAAGUGACAAAACCAGACGUGCACGAGAAGACUGAAAAGACACAAACAAAGAAGAAGCGCGAGAGUGUUUUGGCCGCUGUGUCGGUCAAGACGAAAGAUGCUCUUGCUGGAUUAAAAGCCGGACGGAGGAGUAUAUUUGGUGCCGUGGAAUCGAAGACCAGGCAUGUAUUUUCUGGACUCAAAGUCUCUGGAGAGAAUGUCCCACUCGAAAUGUCAAGCAGCAGACCCAGAAGUUCCAAAAUCAAAUCCGUGGGGAAGAAAAUAUCUCGAGCGCUCUCUGCUCGUCGAGGAGGAGGUAUUAUCAGUACACGAGACUCCACGUCAAGGACAGAGGCGGAGAUGGAAAAGACACGAACUGACGAUGUUGUCAUUAUCACGCCACCGUCGCAAGCCUCAGGGUCUGAAAAAGACUGUGAGAAAACGACAGAUCAUAUCGAAUUUGAAAGCGAAAUCGAAAACGACUCCUCAUCUGAUACUAGUACCGACGAUGGUGAUGAAGAUACAGCGCUCCUCCCUCAGCUGGCAGAACAUUCGUCGUCUGUACUAGCCCUUUCAACAUCAAGAUCGAAGCAGACGAGGAAAAGAAGAUACCGUUCACCGACACCAUACGGAUAUCGAAAAAGUAUUGAUGGUCAUCGUCGUCGUCAUGUUCCAGUUCGAAUGUCUACUACCAGAAUCCGCAAAGGUUUUGGUGUUGCUCGUGGGGUGGUAGGGGACGCGAAGAUGGCAGCCAAGAACGUUUUGAGCCUCCGUCGUAAAAUUGGUGGGUGGUCAAGGUUGUAA
Exophiala oligosperma is the source of this 1143-nucleotide messenger RNA. RefSeq lists its product as uncharacterized. The transcript has a single exon. The record is from RefSeq and is a predicted model, not a curated record. The coding region runs from base 1 to 1143 and encodes 380 amino acids. Lineage: Eukaryota; Fungi; Ascomycota; Eurotiomycetes; Chaetothyriales; Herpotrichiellaceae.